Carlito syrichta (Philippine tarsier) is the source of this 860-nucleotide messenger RNA. Its product is annotated as tropomyosin alpha-3 chain-like. The record is from RefSeq and is a predicted model, not a curated record. Bases 301 to 768 code for a protein of 155 amino acids. Gene Ontology annotation, cellular component: actin filament. Gene Ontology annotation, biological process: muscle contraction; actin filament organization. The transcript has a single exon. Lineage: Eukaryota; Metazoa; Chordata; Mammalia; Primates; Tarsiidae. Gene Ontology annotation, molecular function: actin filament binding.
CGAGUUUGAGCAGCAGCUGGGUGGGCACCAUGGGGGAAUCACCACCAUCGAGGCAAAGAAGCACAAGAUCCAGAUUCUGCAGCAGCAGGCCGAUGAUGCCAAGGAAAGAGCUGAGCGGCUGCAGCGGGAAGUGGAGGGGGAAAGGCGGGCCCGGGAACAGGCUGAGGCUGAGGUGGCCUCCUUGAACCGUAGGAUUUAGCUGGUCGAAGAGGAGCUCAGGAGCGGGCUCAGGAGCGCCUGGCCACUGCCCUGCAAAAGCUGGAAGAAGCAGAAAAAGCUGCUAAUGAGAAUGAGAGAGAUAUGAAGGUCAUUGAAAACCGGGCCUUAAAAAUUGAAGAAAAGAUGGAACUCCAGGAAAUCCAACUCAAAGAAGCUAAGCACAUUGCAGAAGAGGCAGAUAGGAAAUAUGAAGAGGUGGCUCGUAAGUUGGUGAUUAUUGAAGGAGACCUGGAACACACAGCUGAGCUGGCAGAAUCCCAUUGCCGAAAGAUGGAUGAGCAGAUCAGACUGAUGGACCAGAACCGGAAGUGUCUGAGUGCUGCUGAAGAAAACUACUCUCAAAAAGAAGACAAAUACGAAAAAGAGAUCAUGGUUCUUAUUGAUAAACUCAAGGAGGCAGAGACCUGUGCUGAGUUUGCUGAGAGAUCGGUAGCCAAGCUGGAAAAGACAAUCGAUGAUUUGGAAGAUAAACUGAAAUGCACCAAAGAGGAGCACCUCUGUACACAAAGGAUGCUGGACCAGACUCUGCUGGGCCUGAAUGAGAUGUAGAGCACCCCAGGCCUACCCUGCCACUGAUCCUCCCUCUGACCCCCAACUCCGCCUGAGGCCAGCCUGCCCAAAGCUGACCUUUAACCUGAGGG